AGGAGGAAAUGCGAUUUGAGAAUGGAAGGAGAUACUAAGGAGCCGAAAGACUUGACUCAAUCGCGAACAAUCUUCACCAAUGCAAACAUCAAACUUAGCGGGAGCCCUGGCACUUCGCCUACCAACUCGCCGACACCUGGGGUUGGCUACAACCACAAGAUGUCAGGGAUCCCGUUCGUGGCGGCUGCGAAUCGCUACACGGCCCCGGUUCACAUAGACGUUGGCGGCACCAUCUACACAUCUUCUCUUGAGACUCUUACCAAAUAUCCAGAAUCUAGAUUAGCUAAACUAUUCAAUGGCACCAUACCGAUAGUCUUGGAUUCAUUGAAGCAGCACUACUUCAUCGACAGGGAUGGAGGGAUGUUUCGCCACAUCCUCAACUUCAUGAGGAAUUCUCGUCUUCUCAUUCCAGACAACUUUCCAGAUCUUGAUCUUCUGCUUGAAGAAGCCAGAUACUUCGAAAUUCAACCAAUGAUCAAACAGUUGGAAGAAAUGAAGAAAGAAAGAAAUGAUAAGAAAAGCAGUAUUAAGAACGGAGGCAGCCAAGAGACCUGGGAGUGUGCUGCAUUACAUGUUUGUCCAGAUCUUGGGGAAAGGAUAAUGCUAUCUGCUGAUCGUUCCCUUCUUGAUGAGGUAUUUCCUGAAACUGGUGAAGGAGGUGUGGAUGCUAGGGUUGGUGCAGCAUGGACAUGUCAAGGUGACAGCAGACAAGUCAUCCGUUUCCCAUUGAACGGUUACUGCAAACUAAAUUCUGUCCAAGCAAUGACUAGACUCCUCAAUGCUGGUUUCAAAGUUGUAGGAAGUAAUGGUGGCGGAGUUGAGGGACAACAGUUUUCAGAAUAUCUAUUAGUGAGGAGAGCAACACUUUGACUGUUCAAAAAUUAUCUUUUGUGAUCAAAUCAUACCAGAGAUUACCUCAAACUGGUUUAAUAAGUGAAAAUUCCAAACUUUGUUGUUAUUUCUAUGUUUAAAUCCAAUUUAAUGUAGACACUGUUAAUUUUGUAAUUAGCAUUUCCUCUGCUUAUGAAAAUAAUUGGCAUGAGCAUUUCUAUGUGUAUAUUACAUGUUUUUCUUUCAGAUAUACGCACUCUUUACUUGUAACUUAGAUUCCUCAUGAGAAAGACAUGUACUUUCUGUAAAUAUUAUUUGUUUCUAAGACUACUGCUAAUGGCUAUGCAGGAUCUUUUACUUCAAUUCUAUCAACUUGUAUUUUCUAUAAAAUAUCUUAAUAAAGUAUAAAGAUAAUUAUUCAUUAAAUGUUUAUCUUAUGUUCUUAUCAAUUUCAGUGGACAUGUAUAUAUAAUUAUUCUUAUUAACACAGUUGUUUAA
This is a messenger RNA of Nezara viridula (southern green stink bug), 1329 nucleotides long. The record is from the annotation of a GenBank genome assembly. NCBI's taxonomy places the organism in Eukaryota, Metazoa, Arthropoda, Insecta, Hemiptera, Pentatomidae.